GGGGCGGAGCUCCUCUCCUGCCUGUGUGUGUGGGUGUUGACCUCUGUGGAUGAUGUCACUGUGGCUGAAGCCACCUCCCACCUGCUUGAAGCCCCACAGCAUCAUGAGUGGAACCUGCAUGACCUGUCAAUCAUCUGGAGGACACUGCUGGGGCGGGGCCUGGUCCAGCCCCUCCUCCGAAGCUUUGAGCUCUUUCUGAGGGACUGCCCCCUGGUGUUGGUGCUGAGGAUGUUUGAGCUGUGCUGUGACUACAGGAACUUUUCCGAGGCCAAAGAGAAGCUGCUGGACUUCCAGAGGACGCUCAUCACUCUGAGAAGCAGCGGCCCGGUUUCCUCCGGUGACCUCCCCCUGCAGUGGGUGGAGAGCCAGGCGUCGGUGCUGCUCCUCACGAUGCUGCAGCGCUGCUCCUCCCAGUACGACCUCCACCGCCUGCUGCAGCUGCUGGCCGACGUCGACAAGCUCCUCAAAUCCAACGGUCCAGACUUCAGGAAGCUGAGUCAGCUCAGUCAGUUGCUGCAGGGGUCAGAGGUCAGCCUUUCCCCCAGGCUUCUGCAGUGCACUUCUCCCUCUGUCCAGCAGGAGGAGUUCCAGGCUGCUGUGGAUGCUCUGCAGGCCAGGGGGCGCUACAGCCAGGCCAGACAGGUGGCUCAGCUGGCCGGACUUCCUGUCCAGCACCUGCUGCUGAACCAGCUCCUUCAGGAAGUGAACUCCCAGAAGUCCAAGCCACAGUGGAGGAGGCUGGAGACUCGAGUCAGCUUCUGGAAGAAGUGUCAGGAGCAGCUGAAGACCGACGGCACUGACCCAAGGCCGGCGUCACAGUUCUUCCUGUCACAGGCCAAAGCUCCGAGUGUGGACACUCAGACUGAGCUGCCGGACGUCCAGGAACACUGCCUCCUGCUGGGCAUCGCCGCUCACUGGCUCUCCCUGCUCGCUCCACCUCCCGUCGAUGAGCUGGAGAGCCUUGAGAAGACGCUGUGGAGGAACCAGGUCCGGCGACAAGUCCUCACCGCUGCCAUGGAGAAGGAGAGUGUUUUCAAUCUGCCGCCGCCCAGCGUCACAUCUGAAAUGAACACGUACGAGGUUCUGAUGAGGGAGUUCUCCUUCUCUAACAUCUCAGCUCUGAACACGGAGAGGUUCCUCAGUGUGGAAGGACUGCCCACUCCAUGUGAGGAGCAGCAGCAGCAGCAGCAGGAGCAGGAGGAGGUGAACGAUGGCUCGGGUUUGAGUCCAGAGGAGAGGCGAGUUUUGUCGACGUUGAUUGGUCGGUUGCUAGACAACGGCAGUGUUCAUGAAGCCAGCCGAGUCUGCCGCUAUUUCUCCCUGUACCACUCGGACGUGUGGGUGGUGCUACGCUGCCGAGGCCUGGCGUCUGGAGAGCUCCACCCCCGACCACCAGAAGAGGCAUCGGAGCCUGUGCUGAGGAGCAGCAUCGCCAGCUCUUCCUCGUUCAGCAGCCUGUCACUCGCCAUGUUCCCCCUCCCUGAAGACGAUGAUGUUGUUGUCGAGCUCCAAAGGCUCCUGGAUCAGUGUCGCCACGGCAACAAUUACUGUAAACAAGUGCUCAGCCUCUACCAACUCUCUAAGGAGCUGCAGAGCUCGUUCAGUCAGGUCUGCAGGGAGGAGCCUCGCUCCGUGCUGGAGAUGCUGCUGCUCUCGGAUCAGCCUGAGCGCUUCAGAAAGGCCCAGGCCUUCAUCAGAGCUCAGGGUCUGUCUGCAGACACCGUGGCCCAGCUCGUCUCCUCUGCUGUGGCCUACACUCUGCUGGCCUCCUCCACCCAGGACCUGCAGCCUGGUGAGAACAGACGACUUGUGUUUGGAAAGUCAGUCUAUCUGCUCCUCAAUGAUUCUAUACUACUGAACUGUGUGUGUGUGUGUGUGUGUGUGUGUGAGACAGAGACGGAGGUGUUAAGUCAGUCAGAGAGGCGGGACUCUCCCAGUCCAGCUGAGUCUCACGGCAAUGCGUUAGUCUGGUGGGAAUUAAACUGA
Messenger RNA from Solea senegalensis (Senegalese sole), 1986 nucleotides. Its product is annotated as spatacsin-like. NCBI's taxonomy places the organism in Eukaryota, Metazoa, Chordata, Actinopteri, Pleuronectiformes, Soleidae. Gene Ontology annotation, biological process: axo-dendritic transport; chemical synaptic transmission; axon extension. The transcript has 7 exons. The record is from RefSeq and is a predicted model, not a curated record. Gene Ontology annotation, cellular component: cytoplasm; synapse; axon. The annotation marks the transcript as partial.